AUGUCCUUCUUCCACAAGUUCUACAACGCGGGCGACGCACCGCCACAGAUUUUUAACAAAACGCUGUACUUAGCCGUCUUUAUCUUCGGCGUCCUUGGUUGUGCUCGUGGCUAUGAUGAAGGUUAUAUUGGUGGUAUCGAAGCUAAGGCACCGUUCCAAAGUCAGUUCGGACUGGACGACCUAACAAAGUCAGAGACAGAGCUUGCAAACCUGAGAUCAAACAUUGCCGCGAUGGUGCAACUGGGGUCCAUCGGUGGCUGUUUGCUGGCAAUGUAUCUCGUGGAUAAGUUCGGACGCAUCAGAACUUUGCAAGGUGUCUGCGUUGGAUGGAUCGUUGGUUCUGUUAUCCAAAUCACAUCGAAGAACGUGGGUCAGCUAUAUGCUGGAAGAUUGAUCGAAGGAUUGUCUAUCGGUCAAACGGUGGUUAUUGGUCCCUGUUACAUGUCAGAGAUUGCACCCAAGAACAUCAGAGGCUUGUGUACGUGUAUUUUUGCCGGUUCAGUGUACCUUGGUUCGAUGUUGUCCAAUUUCAUUAACUAUGGCUGUGCAUUACACUUGCCUACAGACUCCCCAAAACAAUGGAUCGUACCUACUGCUAUAAAGAUUGUCAUUGCCGGAUUGUUGGCCAUCGGUUCAUUGUUGUGCCAUGAAUCUCCAAGAUGGUUAGUAAAACAAGGGCUUAUCAAUGAAUCGGGCACCGUGUUGUCCAAAAUCAGACAUUUGCCAUCAACACAUCCAUAUAUCCUCUGUGAGGUAGGUGAUAUUCAAGAGCAAAUCGACAUCGAGGACGAGGCAACACAAUCUGUGUCUAAAUGGCACGUUUUUAAGGAACUCAUUAUGGUUAAAUCCAUCAGAUAUCGUAUGCUUUUGGCCCUAUCUGCUCAAGUUCUCAGUCAAUGGUCUUUUGCAGGAAGUAUCACCGUAUAUUUUCCAGAAUUGGUAGCAUUGGCCGGAGUGAGAGGCACAGAUAGGCUGCUAUAUUCAUCUAUCUUGGGAGUCGUUAAGUUAACUUCUGCCUAUUUGGGGGCCUUUUUCGUCAUUGACCUUUUAGGGCGCAAAAAAGCUUUAUACAUCGGCAUCACCAUUCAGAUGUUGGCCACACUGUAUUUUGCCAUUUUCUUGCAAAUUAUACCAGACGCCAUAGAGGAUGAUGUUCAGUUGACUGGUUCCAGAAAACACGCUGGACUGGGUGCCCUUGCGAUGCUUUACAUUACUGGUGUCGGUUGGACAUUGGGUUGGAACUCAAUCCAAUACUUGAUCAAUGCUGAGAUGUUGCCCUUAAGGGUGCGUAAUAUCGGAACUGCAACUAUCAUGGCAUUUCACUUUGCUAACCAAUAUGGUAAUACCAAAGCCCUGCCAAGUAUGCUCAUUUCUUUGACGCCAGCGGGCACUUUUUUCUUUGGAGUCGGUGUGCUUGCACUUGGUCUUCUAUGGGCAUUUUUUUUCCUUCCAGAGAUUGCUGGAAGAUCUUUGGAAUCAAUGGAAGACCUGUUCAACUUGCCAUGGUAUUUAAUCGGUCGCCGCGGUGCCGAGCUGUGUCCUGACAACUCUGGUAUCGCACAUGUUAAAGAGGCAGAAUCAGGUGAAUUGGAUAUCAAACAGAAUGACGAGUUCAUCGAAAAUGCGUCAGAUCAAAGUGUGGAUGAUACCAUGACAAGCAAACAAAAAAAAGGCAAGAGCCUAUGUAAUCAAGAAUUCAUCCCCCAGAUUCCACCCUGUGCGUAG
Komagataella phaffii GS115 is the source of this 1725-nucleotide messenger RNA. Its product is annotated as High-affinity glucose transporter of the major facilitator superfamily, expression is induced by low. The transcript has a single exon. The coding region runs from base 1 to 1725 and encodes 574 amino acids. Gene Ontology annotation, biological process: transmembrane transport; carbohydrate transport. Gene Ontology annotation, cellular component: membrane. The record is from RefSeq and is a predicted model, not a curated record. Lineage: Eukaryota; Fungi; Ascomycota; Pichiomycetes; Pichiales; Pichiaceae. Gene Ontology annotation, molecular function: carbohydrate:proton symporter activity.